CCCGCGGUCGCCGCUGCCCGCACUCCGCGCCCGCCCGCCCGCAGCAUGCGCCAGAAAACACUAGAAAUUUACUCUGUGGAGCUCGAUGGAACCAAAGACAUCGGGAAGACAGACGCGGGGGAUGGCAAGGAGAAGAACAGGGGCCUGAAGAACAAAUGCCUGGACCUCAAAAAGAAUAACCAGAAAGAGGAGUUUAAGAAAGAACUGGACCUGGAUGACCACAAACUCAGCAGUAAGGAAUUGGAAAGGAAGUAUGGCACAGACAUCAGUACGGGUCUCUCCAGCUCCAGAGCGGCCGAGCUGCUGGCUCGGGACGGGCCCAACGCCCUCAGCCCUCCCAAGCAGACGCCAGAGAUCAUCAAGUUCCUCAAGCAGAUGGUGGGGGGCUUCUCCAUCCUGCUGUGGAUAGGGGCCUUCCUGUGCUACAUCGCCUACGGGAUUCUGUACUCCAACAACAGCUCUGUAUCCCUGGACAACGUGUACUUGGGCUCCGUGCUUAUCCUGGUCGUCAUUUUAACGGGGGUCUUUGCUUAUUACCAAGAGGCAAAAAGCACCAACAUCAUGUCCAGCUUCAGCAAGAUGAUCCCGCAGCAAGCCCUCGUCAUCCGGGACUCCGAGAAGAAGAUAAUCCCCGCAGAGCAGCUGGUGGUGGGGGACAUCGUGGAGGUGAAAGGGGGAGACCAGAUCCCCGCGGACAUCAGGGUGCUGUUUUCUCAGGGGUGCAAGGUAGAUAAUUCGUGUCUCACGGGGGAAUCUGAGCCCCAGUCCCGCUCCUCUGAGUUCACCCACGAAAACCCCCUGGAAACGAAGAACAUCUGCUUCUAUUCUACCACCUGUCUGGAGGGCACCGCCACCGGCAUGGUCAUCAGCACGGGCGACCGCACCACCAUCGGCCACAUCGCCUCCUUGGCGUCCGGGGUCGGGAACGAGAAGACGCCCAUUGCGGUCGAGAUCGAGCACUUUGUUCACAUCGUGGCAGGGGUGGCCGUCUCCAUCGGCAUCCUGUUCUUCAUCAUCGCCGUGUCCAUGAAGUACCAAGUCCUGGACGCCAUCAUCUUCCUCAUUAGCAUCAUCGUGGCCAACGUGCCUGAGGGCCUGCUGGCCACUGUCACCGUGACGCUGUCUCUGACCGCCAAGCGCAUGGCCAAGAAGAACUGCCUGGUGAAGAACCUGGAGGCGGUGGAGACCCUGGGGUCCACCUCCAUCAUCUGCUCGGACAAGACAGGGACUCUGACCCAGAACAGGAUGACCGUGGCCCAUCUGUGGUUUGACAACCAGAUCUUCGUGGCGGACACCAGUGAAGACCAGUCCAACCAAGUGUUUGACCAGACCUCCCGGACUUGGGCGUCCUUAUCCAAGAUCAUAACAUUGUGUAACCGGGCCGAGUUCAAGCCAGGACAGGAAAGCGUCCCCAUCAUGAAGAAAGUCGUGGUUGGAGACGCCUCAGAAACUGCGCUUCUGAAGUUCUCAGAGGUCAUUUUGGGUGACGUGAUGGAAAUCAGAAAAAGGAACCGCAAAGUAGCUGAAAUCCCUUUUAACUCUACUAACAAAUUUCAGCUCUCCAUACACGAGACAGAGGACCCCGAGGACAAGCGCUUCCUCAUGGUGAUGAAGGGGGCCCCCGAGCGCGUCCUGGAGAAGUGCAGCACCAUCAUGAUCAACGGCCAGGAGCAGCCGCUGGACAAGAGCACGGCCAAGGCCUUCCACACGGCCUACAUGGAGCUGGGCGGGCUGGGCGAGCGCGUGCUGGGUUUCUGUCACCUCUACCUGCCAACAGACAAGUUUCCAGAAACCUACUCGUUUGACACGGAUGCCAUGAACUUCCCCACCUCCAACUUCUGCUUCGUGGGGCUCUUGUCCAUGAUCGACCCCCCGCGGUCCACCGUGCCGGACGCCGUCACCAAGUGCCGCAGUGCGGGCAUCAAGGUCAUCAUGGUCACCGGCGAUCACCCCAUCACAGCCAAAGCCAUCGCCAAGAGCGUGGGGAUCAUCUCGGCCAACAGCGAGACAGUGGAAGACAUCGCCAACCGCCUCAACGUCCCCGUGGAGCAAGUUAACAAGCGGGACGCCAAGGCCGCCGUCGUGACCGGCCAGGAGCUGAAGGACAUGAGCCUGGAGCAGCUGGACGAGCUCUUGGCCAGCUACUCCGAGAUCGUCUUUGCCCGCACGUCGCCGCAGCAGAAGCUGAUCAUCGUGGAGGGCUGCCAGAGGCAGGACGCGGUCGUGGCAGUGACAGGAGACGGCGUCAACGACUCCCCCGCCCUGAAGAAGGCGGACAUCGGCAUCGCCAUGGGCAUCGCGGGCUCUGACGCAGCCAAAAACGCCGCCGACAUGGUCCUGCUGGACGACAACUUCGCCUCCAUUGUCACGGGCGUGGAGGAAGGCCGCCUGAUCUUCGACAACCUGAAGAAGACCAUCGCCUACACCCUGACCAAGAACAUCGCCGAGCUCUGCCCCUUCCUCAUCUACAUCAUCGCGGGGCUGCCCCUGCCCAUCGGCACCAUCACCAUCCUGUUCAUCGACCUGGGCACGGACAUAAUCCCCUCCGUCGCCUUGGCCUAUGAGAAAGCCGAGAGCGACAUCAUGAACAGGAAGCCUCGCCACAAGAAGAGGGACCGACUGGUGAACAUGCCGCUUGCCGUGUACUCCUACCUGCACAUCGGCCUCAUGCAAGCACUGGGGGCUUUCCUCGUGUACUUCACCGUCUACGCGCAGCAGGGCUUCCUGCCCAGCGCUCUCAUCAACCUGCGCGUGGAGUGGGAGACGGACGACGUGAACGACCUGGAGGACAGCUACGGGCAGGAGUGGACGAGGUACCAGAGGAGACACCUAGAAUGGACCGGCUACACGGCUUUCUUCGUUGGCAUCCUUGUCCAGCAAAUAGCAGAUCUGAUCAUCAGGAAGACCCGGAGGAACUCCAUCUUCCAGCAGGGCCUCUUCAGAAAUAAAGUCAUCUGGGUGGGGAUCUUCUCGCAGAUCGUCAUCGGGCUGCUCCUGUCCUACGGCCUCGGGAGUGUCACCGCCCUGAGCUUCGACAUGCUCCGGGCUCAGUACUGGUUCGUGGCCGUGCCCCACGCCAUCCUGAUCUGGGUGUACGACGAGGCGCGGAAACUCUUCAUCCGGCUCUACCCCGGAAGCUGGUGGGACAAGAACAUGUACUACUGAGACCAGCCCGCUUCCCAGGGCUCCCGGCGGCGGCGGCGGCGGUGGCACACCGGGGGCGCUCUCGCCCGCGCCCCGGGCGCUCUUGAGGAGAUCCCGCCGGCGCCGUCGGCGCGCAUGCGCGGCUGCGAGCGUCCGUGUGGAAGCCGCGUGAGCCACGUCCGCUGAGGUUUCGUGCUGUACAGCCGAGAUUCAACUAUUUAUACAUGACUUCCACCUGUAUCCCGUCUCCUUACUUUAGAUACGUGAAUUUCGAGGUCUUGGUCUAGGGAAGGACGUGUGGACAGGCACGUAAAGCUCCCUGGCGUUCACUGGUCACCCCAGGCGUCCGCUGGGGGCCUCCCUCACGCCCCGGACAGCAUGGCUCGGGCCGCCUUCCCGCACCCUAGAAAAGGCCCGGUGGCCUCCCCAAGAGUCCUGUGAGUCCCCCAGAACAUAUGUUUUCGCGGUCGCCAUGCUCAGGAAAGGCUUAACGCAGCCAGAGAUUUGCAGGAGAGGGAAGUGGUGGCAGGUUUCCAUCGCGGCCUCCCGGAGGACCUCAGUUCUGACUCAGGGACGUCCUUCUUGAAGGCCCUGGCCGCCCGGCCGCCACUGUUUCCCUGGCUGCGUCGCCUCCUUGACGCCUCUCCCGCCACCUCUCCAGCCCUUCCGUCCCCUCCCCCAUGGCCUUCCACCCCGGCCACCCAAUCCGAGCUCCAAGUCCGCUUUGCAGACCCCGGCCCGAAGUGCCCAGCCCCGGCGGGGCGCCGCUGUGGUUUCAGUACUCAAUAUUUAUUUCUUGUAAGACGGUUGCCUGGCGCUCUCCCGCCAAAACGUCAUGUCAGUCACGUUCGCGCCCACAGGC
Microcebus murinus (gray mouse lemur) is the source of this 4006-nucleotide messenger RNA. It is a transcript of the gene ATP12A, whose product is annotated as ATPase H+/K+ transporting non-gastric alpha2 subunit. The record is from RefSeq and is a predicted model, not a curated record. Gene Ontology annotation, biological process: intracellular potassium ion homeostasis; sodium ion export across plasma membrane; potassium ion import across plasma membrane. Gene Ontology annotation, molecular function: ATP binding; ATP hydrolysis activity; P-type sodium:potassium-exchanging transporter activity. Lineage: Eukaryota; Metazoa; Chordata; Mammalia; Primates; Cheirogaleidae. Gene Ontology annotation, cellular component: plasma membrane.